AUGGAGGGCUACGAUACCAUGGCUAUGCCACCUUAUCUGGCGAGUCCUCUCUCCCUCGGUAAUCUUCAGGGUCCCGAUUAUCUGAACGCUAUGCCCGGCUUGGAUCUCCCCGAUCACCGCUCCAACUUUGACUCCGAGACCUUUGUCAGUGAUGAACUCGGCUUUCCUUCAGCUGGAAUUCCAAACUCGUUGAAACGCUUCUCCUCGGGCUACGAUGAUCCUUUCACCGAUAUGGUCGCUCCAUUUGAUCCAAUCCCACCAGAGCAACCCCAGGAUUCCUCAAUCGAUCAUAAUAAUAAACUACUGAGCUUCUCGCUACCCGCCUAUCAUUUCACAUUACUGGAUUUCUCCAUGCGGCGGACAUCCUUGUCUGUCUCGGCCCAGCUACAUGGAAUGUUCUUCUUGGCCGAGUCGCCCUAUACCACAUCACCAUCGGAGAACGCCCCGCCGCAACAGGGGGCGGAGUUGACUUGCUAUCGUCGCAACUUGUUCCAGAUCACCGGCUCUGUCACUCUACCCCGAGGGAUGCGUUAUAUUAUGACAGAUAAUGGGGAUCGCAUUCCAAUUCUCGCACAGGAACUUACCGUGUCCGCUACGGAAUCCGUAGAAGGGAACCCGGUGAAGAUCAUUUCGGUGCCCUGGAAGACCCCUUCGGCUGCUGCCGCUAACGCGGGCACCGCUCUGGAGGACCACACCAAUACCGGGGCCGCCAAAGUUGAGAAGGAGCCGCCGCCAAUUGCCCUGGACAUCAUGGCGGGACAGGAUCUCGACACGGAUUACGCCACUUUCCCCAUUGCCUGGAAACGUUUACAGUUCCGCGUGGCCACCGCCAAUAACGGCCGCCGCAAGGAGUUGCAACAACAUUUCCUCGUGCGUCUCAAGGUAGUCGCAACCUUAUCCACGGGCGCCAAGAUUCCCAUCGCAGAAGUGCAGUCAGGUCCGGUGAUUGUCCGAGGUCGUAGUCCUCGCAACUUUCAGUCUCGAAAGGAUCUUCCUCUCAGUGGUAGUGCGGCGGCAUCCCGCAAGAACCAGGCUAAUGCAGCGGCGGCACUCAACCGGACCCCAACAAAUGAAUCAGUGCCCCGUCGUGCCAGUGUUACUCCCGCCAAAGGCAAGGCCCCCUCAGGCACGGUUCAAAGCAGUUCUCCCGAGACCACCUCAGUUCCACCCCCGACCUUAAUGCAACAACCUCAAGCGACCCCCGACUGGACUACAGUGCCCCAUGCGGCGCCCAAUCCUUUAAUGUCUCAUCACCAACCUCUAUUUCCUAAUUCCAGUCCGGAACAACUCGCUCAGGCCGUCGAUCAUCAACAUCGUCGAGUCAGCAGUACAGCGACGGGGCCCCCGCCUGCGCCUAUUAAUUUGUCUCUGUUGGAUGAGGAUGAUGGAAAUGGAGGAUUGCAGCUGGAUCAUAAAUUGAUGACCCCCUUUACGAAUGAAAUGCCUCAGCCACAACCUGUCGUCAACAUGGAUCAUUCUGCACCACCAGCUAAGAUGCGGAAGACGUCCCAUCACAUCUCUCAGAUCCCCUCCAGAAGUGCCACAUCAUCCAUACCUCUUCUGGAAACUGCCAAUCUACCCCAGCAGUUUGUGUCCUCGCUACCUUUCCCUAAUGAAGGUAGCGAUUUCCUCUAUGAGUACUUCCCAUUAGGGUUGGAUGAUUGGCAGGCACCAGUGGAUGCUGUCUAUCGGCCCCAUGUGGUACAUCAUACCAAUAUGCCAGAGAUGAAGUUUGUAGCAGCGAGAGGCCGUAGCAAGCGCUACUUUGCCGCCGAAGAUGUGUUCUGA
Molecule: messenger RNA, 1788 nt
Organism: Penicillium malachiteum
Lineage: Eukaryota; Fungi; Ascomycota; Eurotiomycetes; Eurotiales; Aspergillaceae
Product: NDT80/PhoG-like DNA-binding family protein
Exons: 2
Coding region: 1-1788 (595 amino acids)
Biological process (GO): meiotic cell cycle; positive regulation of transcription by RNA polymerase II
Cellular component (GO): nuclear chromosome
Molecular function (GO): DNA-binding transcription factor activity; DNA binding
Source: RefSeq, a predicted model, not a curated record